Molecule: messenger RNA, 363 nt
Organism: Mycena indigotica
Lineage: Eukaryota; Fungi; Basidiomycota; Agaricomycetes; Agaricales; Mycenaceae
Product: Acid protease
Exons: 2
Coding region: 1-363 (120 amino acids)
Source: RefSeq, a predicted model, not a curated record
AUGCCAUCCUCGCACGACGUAGCAGCCCUUCCGCCAAAUCGCACGCGCUUCACGUAUCAGACCCUCGGCCCGAAUUCCGUGUCCCCAUCGCAUCUCAGCGCAGAGUCGCGUUAUAGCACGCUCGGCGCCGGCUCCGGCGGGCCGACGCAGCGCAUCAGCCACAUGUACCGUGGGAGCGACGACUCGGGCCGGCCCGUCGCGCACUCUGCCGAUUCGUCGCUGUCGCUGCUCAGCGGACAGCAUCCUCAAGAUUUCGACUCGCCCCCGCCGUACCUCGAUGCCAGCGCCAGCAGUAGCAGCGGUGGGCCUGCUGCCGGCCCUGUCCCCUUAGCGCCGCUACGCAAGGGCCGUCGUCUGUCAUGA